UCUUACACUCAGGAUCCAUCUGACACCAUGUGGACCCAAGUCAGUGCUCUGCUGCUGCUGCUUGCCUGCUGCCUUUGGUCAGCAGAUGCUCAAAGCGAGAGGAGACAAAGCAUCUGGGAUGAGCCCAUUAAAUUCAGCACCAAGGCCAAGGACAUGUGCACCAUGAUCAUCACCGGCCACGGCGAAUACACCAAGCUGAGGCUAUCAUGCCAGAGCAACAAGCGCUCCUACUGGUGCGAGUACAUCGGCAAGCCUUACACCUGCCGCCCCUACAACAGAGACCCCCGUCACUACUUCGUCCAGAUGAUGUGGGGCCUCAGAAAGCUCCACAAUGCCUGCCAGGCACCGAGGGAGAUCAAACCUUUCAUGUGCAGGAAGGCAAGUGAUGACUCUCAAAUGGUCUUCUCAUCUGGUUCAUUUCCUCGGUCAUCGCCAGAGGCUUCUUCAAGGACAGCAGGAAGACAAGCAGAACAGCCUGCCAGACCUCAACCUCGUCGUGAGCCAGCAAGGCCAGUCCCACCACGUGUCAGGACCACUCCGAGAGCCAGUCCACAACCAGUGACACCACCUGUGGAGAGCGAUGCUAAGAGGAUGGCUCAACAGUACUGCUGGACGUCACUUCAAGGCAUCUGCUCCUACUUCAUUGGUUUGAUUCGGAAAUAACGAGGGAGGAGAUUUACAAUUCUGAUGAAGACAACUUCUAAUGUCUGAUUAAAGUGGCCCUUGGAGGGAAAUCCCAGACCAGCAGUUUGUACAUCGUGAUAGAAGAACUGUAGUGCUCUCUUCCGGGGGAGAAAUGGUACUGCUGUGACGUCCAAAGCAGGAUUUCUCUGUGAUCAUCUUCCAAACAUCACAUCUGGGAAAAAAACUCUACUACCUGUCUUAUCUGAGGUGGUUUACAAAGUAGACUAUAAAACCCAUGUAUGAAACAGUACGAGUACAGAAUGUUUCUGCAGCUGCACACACCUUCACAACAACAUACAGGCCUGGAACAAGAGAGGCAGACAACUCAUAUGUGUCACUUUUUAUAUUUAUGUUUGUUUACUUAUGCAUAUGAUCUACUUACAUUACUUAAUAUUACCUUGAAUAAUACGUUGUUGGGAGAGUCAUAAGUUUUUACUUUGGCCUGAUGAUUUCUGUACUGAUGUAUUUGACAGAAAUAUAAUGAAUGUAAAAAUGAUUUUCUUAAAUAAACAAUAUUCUCAAUAA
Molecule: messenger RNA, 1209 nt
Organism: Epinephelus fuscoguttatus (brown-marbled grouper)
Lineage: Eukaryota; Metazoa; Chordata; Actinopteri; Perciformes; Serranidae
Gene: fgfbp2a
Product: fibroblast growth factor binding protein 2a
Exons: 2
Coding region: 28-663 (211 amino acids)
Biological process (GO): cell-cell signaling
Molecular function (GO): growth factor binding
Source: RefSeq, a predicted model, not a curated record